CACAGAGAACACUGGUUAAAAACAUGCUGGCGGUUACUGCGUGGUUCGGGGUGCUGGCCCUCGGCUCAGGCCUGCCUCAUGUCCUCGGAGCGGACUCCAGGAUCGUGGGGGGCCACGGCGCCUACAUCCAGGACUUCCCCUACAUGGUGUCCGUCAACAGCUACAUCGCCGGGUUCAUCGAGGAACAGAUGUGCGGGGGGUCCAUCAUCUCCGCGGACUGGCUGCUCACCUCCGCCUCCUGCAUCCAGCAGUACGCGAGCAACGUAGCGGAGUUGCGGGUCCGUGUUGGUAGCUCCAAGCAGAUUGAUGGCACGAGACUCGAGGUGUCUGAAGUGAUCCUGCACCCCAACUUCACAGGCACCAGCUCCCCGGACUACGACAUCAGUCUCGUGAAGGUGAAGACGCCGCUGGUGUUCAACAGCACGGUGCAGGCCGUGCGCCUGGCGGAGGCCGGGGCGAGUCUGGCGGCGGGCACGGAGGCCGUGCAUGCGGGCUGGGGCACCGUCGAGACUGGCGGCCUGCCCCUGCAGUACCUGCGCCAGCUGAGGGUGCCCGUGCUGAGCGCUGAGGCGUGCUCCAAGGACUACCCCUCGGGCCUGGACCACGACUCCAUGUUCUGCGCGGGCUACGACGAGGCGGGCAAGGGACCCUGCCAGGGUGACCAAGGAGGGCCUCUGGUGGUCAACUCGACCCAGGUGGGGCUGCUGUCCUGGGGCGUAUCCUGCGCCGCGGCCAACCAACCAGGGGUGUACACGCGCCUCAGCCACCACCGCGCCUGGAUCACCGCCAGCACCGGCGUCUAGGACAGCCCCGUCAGAGGCGCGCGUCACGUGUUUCCUGGGCAAAAAACAAACCUGUUCCAAAAACCUUUGUCCGUCGAGUCUUCGCGAAAAUUUGUCCAGCUAAAAUGAAUUUUAAUAAUCUCAAUAAAAAAACAUUUUGGUAUUUUA
This is a messenger RNA of Bacillus rossius redtenbacheri, 950 nucleotides long. RefSeq names its product trypsin-like. Gene Ontology annotation, molecular function: serine-type endopeptidase activity. The record is from RefSeq and is a predicted model, not a curated record. The transcript is spliced from 7 exons. NCBI's taxonomy places the organism in Eukaryota, Metazoa, Arthropoda, Insecta, Phasmatodea, Bacillidae. Gene Ontology annotation, biological process: proteolysis. Bases 24 to 803 code for a protein of 259 amino acids.